AGAGAUGGGUCCCAUGUUCCCACCGCCCAUACGCACGCUGUCUGUCUCACCAAAAACCGAACUCAUCAUCCAUCCAACUUCACACACCCCCCUACCUAACCUUAACCCAAUUAUACUACAACUAUAACCCAACCCAAAAGAAUCAAAUUCAUCCAACUCAAUUCUCUCUAGCUUUCUCUCUUCUCACUUCAUUUUUUCCCCAAACCCUCACCAAAAGAAAAGGAAAGAAAAGGAUUGUAGUAUGGUUGAUUCACCUCUUUCUCCUGAAUCCCUUAUUGGGUUGUCAAAACUUCAUUACUUUCCCUUUCCAACUCUUCUUUGGUGAAGGUUACAAGUAAUUUCCUAGGUUAGAGAUGGAUCAAUUAACAGCUCAUGGGCGUCCUCUUCCACCUCCUUUUCACACAAGAGAUGUUCAGUUACAGAAUAACAAUCCUCAUCUCCACGCCCAGUUCCAUCACAUACAACAACAGCAACAGCAGCAGAAGACUGAAGAUGAACAACAAAGCGGACAUCGAAAUCAAAAACGAGAUCGUGACGAUAACUUCAGUUUAAAUCCUGAUCAAUCUGGUUCCAUGGAUAGCAAAGGAAACACUAUUGGAGAAGUGAGUAGAAGACCAAGAGGAAGACCAGCUGGUUCAAAAAACAAACCAAAACCACCAAUUAUUAUCACUCGGGAUAGCGCAAACGCUUUGAGAUCUCAUGUGAUGGAAAUCGCUACUGGAUGUGAUAUACAGGAAAGUAUAUCAAACUUCGCAACAAGAAGACAACGAGGUGUUUGCAUAUUAAGUGCCAGCGGAACUGUUACAAACGUUACAAUUAGACAACCCGCGUCUCCGGGUGCGGUGGUAACUCUACAUGGAAGAUUUGAAAUCUUAUCUCUUUCCGGUUCCUACUUACCACCGCCAGCACCGCCAGCCGCAUCAGGGCUGACGAUAUACUUGGCCGGAGGACAAGGCCAAGUAGUUGGCGGUAGCGUUGUCGGGCCGUUGAACGCUUCAGGUCCGGUGGUGAUAAUGGCGGCUUCGUUUGGGAAUGCAGCCUAUGAAAGACUUCCACUUGAAGACGAAGAAUCGCCGGUGGGGCAGCAAGGAAGUGGAGGGAAUUUAGCAACAAGUACUAAUCAAGGUGCAGCAGCAGCACAACAGAUUAUGGGUACUGAUCCAAAUGCUAAUAAUUUACUACAAGGAUUGCCUCAAAAUCUACUAAAUUCAUGUCAAUUACCACCAGCUGAAGCUUAUUGGGGAGCAGGAGCUCGUCCUCCUUAUUGAUUUUAAAAUUGGGAAUUAACUUCAAAACUAGCUGUCCUCUUUUUUUUUUUUCUCUUUAAUUUGCAUUUUGUUAAUCUUGGAACAUGAUUUCCAAAUUCCAAUAUUAUAGUACAGUAGUACUACUAUUAACCAUCUUUACUUCUUCUACUUCUUUUUUAAGUGUUAAUUAGUCGGAUUAGUCGGGUUUGUGAUGAUGUUGUGUACACAUCAUCCUUCUUUUCUUCUGACUCAAACUUUGUAAGGUUAUACCCAAUAUGUUGUUAUCUUAUUAGUCAUUUAGUGAAGGAUGUAAAAUUUCAAGUAUCA
Solanum pennellii is the source of this 1574-nucleotide messenger RNA. Its product is annotated as AT-hook motif nuclear-localized protein 22-like. The transcript is spliced from 2 exons. NCBI's taxonomy places the organism in Eukaryota, Viridiplantae, Streptophyta, Magnoliopsida, Solanales, Solanaceae. Gene Ontology annotation, biological process: vegetative to reproductive phase transition of meristem. Gene Ontology annotation, molecular function: minor groove of adenine-thymine-rich DNA binding; DNA-binding transcription factor activity. The coding region runs from base 354 to 1268 and encodes 304 amino acids. Gene Ontology annotation, cellular component: nucleus. The record is from RefSeq and is a predicted model, not a curated record.